Messenger RNA from Saprolegnia diclina VS20, 1162 nucleotides. RefSeq lists its product as hypothetical. The record is from RefSeq and is a predicted model, not a curated record. Gene Ontology annotation, cellular component: mitochondrion. Gene Ontology annotation, molecular function: RNA binding; pseudouridine synthase activity. The transcript has 7 exons. NCBI's taxonomy places the organism in Eukaryota, Oomycota, Saprolegniomycetes, Saprolegniales, Saprolegniaceae. Gene Ontology annotation, biological process: tRNA modification; mRNA pseudouridine synthesis. The coding region runs from base 18 to 971 and encodes 317 amino acids.
ACCGUCCAUUGCGCAGGAUGCUCGAGCAUGGCUUCCUGAACCUGUGCAAGCCAAAGGGCAUGACGUCGCACGCGUGCGUCGCCAAGCUGCGCUACCUCCUCAAGACCAAGCACAUUGGCCACGCAGGAACGCUCGAUCCGAUGGCCACGGGCGUCCUCCCGAUCGCUGUGAACCGCGCGACCAAGUUCAUCCAGUUCUUGCACAAGGCCAAGGCCUACGACGGGACGAUCCGGUUCGGCGUGACGACCGACUCGGACGACAUUACGGGCAUCGUUCUCCUCGAGUGCCCUGUGCCCGAGCUGACACACGCCCGCGUCGAGGCUGCACUUCGAGGGUUUGUCGGCAACAUCAUCCAGCGCCCGCCGGUGGUCAGCGCGAUCCGCGUCGACGGCGAGCGGCUUUACCACUUGGCCCGCACCGGCAAAGCGACGCUGGAGGACGUGCCCCUGCGGCACGUGACGGUCAAUAGCAUUCAGCUGCACACAUUUACGCCCGGCGACUACCCCGAGGCGACGAUCUCGGUCGACUGCAGCGAGGGCACGUACAUCCGGUCGAUUGCGCGCGAGUGCGGCGAGGUGCUUCUCGUGCAGAACGGCGACAUCCCCGCCGGCGCGACGCUCGCCGCGCUCCACCGCACACGCAGCAACGGCCUCACGCACGAGUCGAGCGUGACGCUCGAGCAAGUCGAGCGCGGCGUCCAGGAUGGAACUUUGGUGUUGACGCCACCGGAAGCCCUCCUUCAGCACCUGCCGCGAAUUCACAUGUCGCCCGCCGUCGAGCGUGUCUGGCGCAACGGCCAAGCGCUUCUGUGGCCAUUGGGCGAUGUCAUGGACGCGACGCCGUCAACAAGUCCCAUGCCGACCGCUGUCUACAGCGACAGCAGUGUGUUUCUCGGCGUCACGACGCUGACGCUGGACGCCAACGCGUCACGUUACUCGAUUACGGGGUCGCGUCUACAGCUGCAUCCGUAGACAUAAAGUCCUCGGCGCGGAAGUUCUGCGCAGCACGAAUCUGGCGCAGCCACUCGUCGCGGAGCGCGGUCGACGACACGCGAAACGUUGCCGACCGCGGCGCUUUGGCAAUGACGCGCUUGGGUAGAAUGUACUUGGACUUGGGCAGCGCGGCUUCCAACAACGCGAGAUUCUCCUUUGCUUCUUUGUCC